Molecule: messenger RNA, 881 nt
Organism: Scatophagus argus
Lineage: Eukaryota; Metazoa; Chordata; Actinopteri; Scatophagidae
Gene: arpc3
Product: actin related protein 2/3 complex, subunit 3
Exons: 7
Coding region: 144-680 (178 amino acids)
Biological process (GO): regulation of actin filament polymerization; Arp2/3 complex-mediated actin nucleation
Cellular component (GO): Arp2/3 protein complex; cytoskeleton
Molecular function (GO): actin filament binding
Source: RefSeq, a predicted model, not a curated record
UUUACCGCCCCCAUGUGGUAGCUACGCCACAUAACAUGUAGCUACUUCCUGUUAAGCUGAAGGGUGGGACAGGCGGAAGCAGGGCUCUGAGGUGCUAGUAUUUUUCUCUCGCUGAGCAGUUGGACUGAUAUAUAUCACUCAACAUGCCGGCGUAUCACUCAAGCCUGAUGUUCCCCGAAACCAGGCUGGUGGGGAAUAUGGCUUUGCUCCCCAUCAAAACCCAGUUCAAGGGCCCAGCCAGAGGAGACGGUAUAGAUUCAGACAUCAUUGAUGAGGCUAUCUACUACUUCAAGGCCAAUGUUUUCUUUAAGAACUAUGAAAUCAAGAAUGAGGCGGACAGGACGCUUAUCUAUGUCACACUCUACAUUUCUGAAUGCCUAAAGAGGCUACAGAAGUGCAGCUCCAGGAGCCAGGGUGAGAAGGAGAUGUAUACUCUGGGCAUCACCAACUUUCCCAUUCCUGGAGAACCUGGCUUUCCUCUCAAUGCUAUGUAUGUUAAACCUGCAAACAAGCAGGAGGAAGAGACUAUGAGGGCGUACCUCCAGCAGAUCCGCCAGGAGACAGGCUUGAGGCUAUGUGACCGUGUAUUUGACCCCCAGACAGACAAACCCAGCAAGUGGUGGGUGUGCUUUGUCAAGAAGCAAUUCAUGAACAAAAGUCUGUCAGCUCCUGGACAGUGAACAACUCAGGAUCCACAGUUUCUAUUCUACACCUGCAAGAUGGAUGGAUGGAUGGAUUUUUUUCUUUGGGUGGGGUGUGCUUUUGUGUUGCUCAGAUGAUUUUAUACUCUUUCAGUUUAAAGAUAUCUCAUGUCUCUGGAUGUUGACCAUAUUGAGCUGGUGCUUAAUUCAAUAAAGCAGUCAAGGCGAUUGGAAAAUAAA